This is a messenger RNA of Haplochromis burtoni (Burton's mouthbrooder), 2986 nucleotides long. RefSeq names its product sodium-coupled monocarboxylate transporter 1. Bases 98 to 1891 code for a protein of 597 amino acids. The record is from RefSeq and is a predicted model, not a curated record. NCBI's taxonomy places the organism in Eukaryota, Metazoa, Chordata, Actinopteri, Cichliformes, Cichlidae. Gene Ontology annotation, molecular function: organic acid:sodium symporter activity. Gene Ontology annotation, biological process: propanoate transmembrane transport; sodium ion transport. The transcript is spliced from 17 exons. Gene Ontology annotation, cellular component: membrane.
UCAUCGUUUGACUCAACCCGGCCGGACCAGUGUUGUUAUUGUGGUUUUUCCUCUUGUAUCCAUCCCCAAUAUUUGAAUCCGUAACACUUGUAACAAAAUGUGUGAGGACUUGGCUGGAGCUGACUCGUUGCACAUAGCGGACUAUGCAGUUUUUGUGUUGAUGCUGCUGGUGUCCGCAACCAUCGGCUUAUACUACGCUUGGAUCAGAAGAAGUCAGCAAAAUACCCAGGAAUUCUUAACCGGAGGUCGAAAACUCACCGCUCUGCCCGUCUCCCUGUCACUGACCGCCAGCGACCUGUCGUCCAUCAUACUGAUAUCCAUUCCGGUAGAGGUGUACCGCUAUGGAGCCAUCAUAGGGUAUGCUUGCUUCGGGUAUUUUCUGGCCCAGGUGUUCACAUGUGAGAUCUUUCUCCCAGUCUUCUACAGGCUGCCCAUUACCAGCACUUUUCAGUAUCUGGAGCUGCGUUAUAACAAAGUAACCCGUCUGCUGGUAACAUUCCUCGCUAUUAUUCGAGCACUCCUCUUGUCUGGACUUGCGAUUUAUGCUCCAGCCCUCGCAUUAAAUCAAGUGACUGGCUGGAAUCUGUGGGUGGUAAUCGUGGUAACAGGAAUGGUCUGUACGGCAUACUGCGCAUUGGGUGGAAUGAAGGCAGUGGUUUGGACAGAUGUUUUCCAGGUUGGAAUAAUGUUAGCAGGCCUUCUCUGUGUCAUAUCCAAGUGUCUCUUCUUAGAAGGAGGAGUCUCUAUUCUGUCCAAUUCACAACAAGGAGGAAGACUGAACUUUCUGGAUUUUGACUUGAACCCUCUGAGGCGACAUACUUUUUGGACCAUAUCCAUCGGUGGAACACUUGGCUGGACAAUGACCAGUGGAACUAGCCAGACUCAGGUUCAGAGAUACAACUCCUGCAAGAGCAUCACUCAUGCCAGAAUAGCUGUGUUCAUCAGCGUGGUAAGUUAUUCUUUGUUCCUGGGAUCUGCAGUGUUUUCAGGAUUGUGCCUCUACUCUUUCUAUAAGGACUGUGAUCCAUGGACGGCUGGAAAAAUUUCUUUUUCUGAUCAGCUGCUGCCAUAUUUGGUAAUGGAUAUCCUGAAAAGCUACCCUGGCCUCCCAGGACUCUUUCUUGCAGCAGUUUACAGUGGCACCUUAAGCACAGUCUCAUCAAUCAUCAACACAUUGGCUGCAGUGACUCUAGAGGACCUGAUCAAGCCAAAUGUCACACUGACUGACAGACAAUUGUUUCACAUCUCCAGAGCACUGAGUUGCGGUAUCGGAGGGUUGUGUGUUUCUAUGGCUGGCCUGGCAUCACUUAUGGGACUACUUGCUCAGGCAAGAAUCAUCAUGGGUGGGGUCAGUGGAAGUCCUAUGUUUGGUCUGUUUGUGUUGGGCAUCCUGUGCCCAUUUGCCAACUCCACGGGAGGUUUGUUUGGUCUUGCAUUUGGGUUCGCUGCUUCCCUGUUUGUAAGCCUCGGAUCCAUGCUGUCUUACGCUGACCCUGAGAUGACCCGACCUCUGUCACUAAGCACCCAGGGUUGUAACUUCACCAUUCCUGGCAGUCUCAACUGGACCACUGAUCUUCCAACACAGAUGAAUUCAUUUACCAUGGCUCAAGUGCAAGAUGGUGCCACACAUCUGCUGACACGUAACUGGCACUCUCCUUCUUACCUCUACUUCUCUGUCAUUGGAUUCAUCACAACUGUGAUUGUUGGAGUGAUAGUCAGUCUGUACACGGGUGGACUGAAACAGAAAGUGGCACCCAGUCUUAUGCUGAUGAAAGAGGACAUGCUGUCCUAUCAUCUGUUCAAGCUCAUCAAAUGCAAGGAGACAAAUGAAGGCCAUUUGAGGAUGACUAUGCUUAAGAGAAGAGGUGCAGCAGCUGAAGCAGAAGAUUAGAUGGAGUCUAACGAAUGGAAUACUCAAAGGAUUGCUUUUAUGUUGUAACAUUGUAAUUUUUAAGCAAACCUUCAGUCACCAUUUUAUUCUAAUGUGCCUCAUGCUUACUGACCCUACGAGAACAAGCCUGCUAGAUGAACACUGGCAAGAUUAUGAAUGCAUGGAUCUGAUUGCAGGCUCUAUGGUUUGCUGCAAGUCAUUUCCAAAGUUUACCUGAGAUUUACUAUACAAACUUCAACAUGGGCAACAAAGCAUUGCUCUAAUCCAGGUAGCUGCAGGAGUUAAAAAAAAAUUGACAACUGUUUUAGUGAUUGUGGUGAUUUGUAGUCUUCUUGGUGUAGUUCUUGGGACAUGUAUCUUUUUUUUAAAUUGUGUUUUUGUUUUUAUUUUUGGAGGGGUGUGGGUGCUUUAGAUAUACUUGUAUACACAUUUUAAAUGUUAAUCAACAAAUUGGAUAUGCAUAUUCAUAUAUAUACUGAUUUGCAACAAACUUCAGCUGUGGUGUCUGUCUUGAGUAGUCUACACAUUGGCAGUUUAGUACCAAUGAUUCCCUGACCAGGAAAAUGAUGCAUUAACAUUUUACAUACACAUGGAUUCAAGGCAGUUUAAACUUAUGCUUAACCCUAGAACUUCUUUUUUUUUUUCUCCACCCAAGCAAAUAUGUUUACAUUAUUUCUCUCCAGCUGUUGGCAUGUCGCGGAGACUGUGCCUUAACCAGGGAAGUCUCAAAUGUCCCAGGAAUGGGUGGAUCGAAGACCAGCUUUCCAGUGUGAAUAAGAAUAUUCUUGAAUUCCUGCUUGUUUUUUCUGUAAUUUUAAGACCUACUGAUCUGCUUGAAAUUUGCAAAGAACAGUAAUUGCAAGAAUGUAGGCAUUAAACCCAGAGAUUGUAAUCUAGGGUUUUGUUUUUGAUUAGCCCUUUCUGGAGUUCCGACACUUAAGUUCAACUUGGUCAGUAACAGGAAAACUUUGUGCAGAUAGUUGGGGUGCACAUAGUGUUUAAUUUGCUUUUCUGAGCAAACAUAAAGGUCCUUUUCUCCUCCCAUCCUAUGAGAAAUAUGGUCAACACUGAUAUUUUCAUACCUCAGUUUACUGG